Oncorhynchus masou masou (cherry salmon) is the source of this 3226-nucleotide messenger RNA. Its product is annotated as 5'-AMP-activated protein kinase subunit beta-2-like. NCBI's taxonomy places the organism in Eukaryota, Metazoa, Chordata, Actinopteri, Salmoniformes, Salmonidae. The record is from RefSeq and is a predicted model, not a curated record. Gene Ontology annotation, biological process: signal transduction. Bases 388 to 1182 code for a protein of 264 amino acids. Gene Ontology annotation, molecular function: protein kinase binding. Gene Ontology annotation, cellular component: cytoplasm; nucleotide-activated protein kinase complex; nucleus. The transcript has 8 exons.
UGUCCCAUACAGAACCGAUUGAUCACAUGGCAUGUCACGAUGUUAGCAUUGUCACUGGUUGGCAUUUCACAAUCACACCCUAAGUAUAGCCCACGAUAGGUAAUUGAGGCAGCAAAAAAUAUUCCCUGCGGCGGUCAGGGGGAGCGAUUUAUGCUAGCUAACUGCUAAGGGAACUAACUGUAGCCUUUGCCUUGUUCAAUUCUGUAUUCUGAUCUAGACUAUAGUUAUUGCCAGAUUUCUUGGUCGUUCAAAUUUGUUUCUUGGUGCUCGUGGAGCAGCACAUCCAUGACCCGACUUGUUGAUUGUCAGGAGUGGGUUAGCCAGCUGGUGGGCCGAGCAGAGAACUUCCAAUUCUGCUUGUCCUGGCAGGAAACCUAGUAAAGGAUCAUGGGUAACACAGGCGACCGGAUGUCCGGAGACCGCCAUGGCGCCAAGGCCCAUCGCUCUGACAGCAGAGACAAAGACCACGAGCCCAGCAAGAUGGUGGAUAGCACUGAUGACCCUAACAUCUUCAACACACACGGUCUGGGGUCCUCCAAGGUGUCGGACAAGGAGGAGCCCGACCUGGAUGACCUGGUGAAGACCGGGCCUCAGUCCAGGCCCACGGUCAUCCGCUGGGCCGGAGGAGGGAAGGAGGUCUACAUCGCUGGAUCCUUUAACAACUGGGGCAACAAGAUCCACCUCAAUAAGAGCCACAAUGACUUUGUAGCGAUCCUGGACUUGCCAGAGGGAGAGCACCAGUACAAGUUCUUUGUGGACGGACAGUGGGUCCAUGACCCCUCAGAGCCUGUGGUGACCAGCCAGUUGGGCACCAUCAACAACCUGAUUGAGGUGAAGCAGUCGGACUUUGAGGUGUUUGAUGCUCUGCAGGUGGACUCUCUGGAGUCUACCGACACCUCAGACUUGUCCAGCUCCCCUCCAGGUCCCUAUGGACAGGAGCAGUACAUGUUCAGGCCUGAGGAACGCUCCAAAGCCCCGCCCAUCCUCCCCCCACACCUCCUCCAGGUCAUCCUCAACAAGGACACUAACAUCUCUUGCGACCCAGCCUUGCUGCCUGAACCUAACCAUGUGAUGCUCAACCAUCUGUAUGCGCUCUCAAUAAAGGAUGGAGUGAUGGUGCUCAGUGCGACUCACAGGUAUAAGAAGAAGUACGUCACAUCUCUGCUCUACAAGCCCAUCUAACCUGUGUGUGUAGGUGCACAGUGCUAUAGAGGGCAGCAUGUUAAUACUGCACUGGGUUUAUCCAUGACAUGUAGUUGAGAUUGGACUAAACUAACAGUUUACAAAAGAGCUGGAGGCCUGUGGCUGAGAGGCAAAUCUCAAGACACCCUUUUCCCUGUAGAGUGCAUUACACAAUGUAGCACUCAGCAAAUGGGUUCAAAGUAGUGCACUCAAUGUGGAAUAGGGUGUCAUUUGAGCUUCAGCCUGUGACUUCACAAGGAGAAAUACUGAAAUUGGACUGUGGCGUUUUCCCAUAAUGCACCCAUAGUUGAAUAGCAAUAAGGGACUGAAAGAAACCACUGUGUGUGUUUGUGUGUGCAGCACUUAGGCUGCGUUUACACAGGCAUCCCAAUUCUGAUCCUUUUUUCUACUAAUUGGUCUUUUGAUCAAUCAAAUCAGAUCUUUUCACAUCAGAUCUUUUUCAGAGCUGAUCUCAUUGGUCAAAAGACCAAUUAGUGGAAAAAAUAUCAGAAUUGGGCUGCCUGUGUAAACACAGCCUUAGAUUCUUUGUGGGUGCGUAGAAAGAACAUUUGAUUCCAUUAAAAACAUAAGGGUUUGAAGACAAGUCUGCUGAUGGGACUGUAAAACACAUAUAAUCAACAUGACGUUUUAUUGAAUUAGCUUUUGAAAGGUUAUGUACACGGAAAGAGGGCAGUUGAAUGUUUCUGGCUUGGAUUUAGUGUCCCAAUAGUGUCCCAUUCUUUCUCCAUAUUUUUAUUGUAAUUGGACGGUGACUAGACGAAAUGGAGGAUUCUGCAGGGUCUCCCUUGUUAUUAUUGUAAUUGGACAGUGACUAGACUAAAUGGAGGAUUCUGCAGAGUCUUCCUUGUUAUUACUGUAAUUGGACAGUGACUAAAUGGAGGAUUCUGCAGGGUCGUCUUUGUUAUUACUGUAAUUGGACAGUGACUAGACUAAAUGGAGGAUUCUGCAGGGUCUUCCUUGUUAUUACUGUAAUUGAACAGUGACUAAAUGGAAGAUUCUGCAGGGUCUGCCUUGUUUGAUUCCAAAGGGACGAUGACCACUGAUAAAAUCAGGAUAUGCAAUUGGAUAGGCUGUGUAAUUUUAACAGAACUGAAGUAUAACAAACUAUGGGUAUUAAAUGGUAUAUCCCAUUGAAUCACUUUAAACUAAAGGCCUCAUAUUACAUAUCAAGUAGGAGUUGUGAAAUGUUGCCCUUUGUCCUGUAGAUCUCUGCUUAGUUCUGCUAUUGCCUUCAUGAAAGGAUGCUGCAAGCACUUUAGCUACACGUGUGUCUCCAACAAAUGCUUUGAGCAGGACUGUUGACAUAAACCUUUAACUAUGCAGAUACACAGACACAUCUGGUAGCUUUACAUUGAACCUCAGUGUCCAGUCUGCAUGUUAGAGAUGGAUAAAUAGCUGUUCUGUGUGAGGUUUUUUUCUUCAUUCUAUUUUCUAUUUAUCCAAUAGAAAUCGAUGUAUCUGUUACAUUUUCUGUAUUUAUAGCAAAGAAACAAAACAAAUAAUGGUUUGUCUUGAAUGUCGUGCAUGAUUUGAAUGUCUAAUACGAACAGUUUACUGUGGAAUGUGUGGUGGAUUUCACAACUGUGAUUCUAUCAAGAUUAAACAUUUGUGGCAAAUUGCCAAUAUUGAUUUCAUAAGAAUGUUAAGUGUAAUUUACUUUCAUCGAUAAUGUUAAAUGAUGUUAAACUACUCAGAUUUGACCAUAAAUGUAUUUAAUUUUGAUCAUUUUAAGAGAAUAGUGUACCUAUUGCUAGGUAGGUGAUAUACUCCAAAGAGAAGAUAAUAUAUAAUUACAUAUUUUAUUUGAAGAAACUGAGAAAAAGCUAUAUCUCGCUCGGUUUGAGAAUAUAGGAUAUUCUGGUGCUUUAUUCGGCAAAAAACAAAACUUGAAUUUUAAAACUGUUAGCUAACAUGUUUGUUUUUGAAAAUACUUUGCAGCAUCACUGUGUAAAGCCAUGUAUUAUAGAAGGUUGUUUCACUUGUUUGCAAAUAAAAAGGGAAGAUGUGUUGACCCUGAAUAUCA